Messenger RNA from Pocillopora verrucosa, 1102 nucleotides. The record is from RefSeq and is a predicted model, not a curated record. NCBI's taxonomy places the organism in Eukaryota, Metazoa, Cnidaria, Anthozoa, Scleractinia, Pocilloporidae.
CACGGUCAAGGUACUUGUUCUCGUCAGAUGAUAUCAAAAUAUCUGCGUUACGUAGUUUAGCAGAUAUUUGUUUUCUGCUCGUUCUGCAUUUUGUAUUCUUAAUGUGUUAUACAAUUAGGUGUUUCAGUUACGCAAUAAGCGUUAAUUGCAUGUCGUAUAUAUAGCUGUUGUCAGUUCGUGAUCUUUCUUCGGGUCUGCCAACGCCACACGCUACUCCAAUGUUCUUUAGCAUGAGCGACUCUGAGGAAGCUAGGGCACGUUCUAGUCGGAACGAUGGAGUUUGAGAUCCUUCUGUCGGUGCUGUUAUACGGUCUGCCGUUUCUGAAUCGAUGGGUUCUUUAACCGAUAACCUCACCAAGGUUAUUGAAUCUAGGCUUAGCGAUUUCACGAAGCGAUUUUCCGAAGAGAAUAGCUCGUCCGUUGAACAAGCAGUCAAUAGAGCUCGGUGCGAACAAUAUACCUGCAAAAGGAAAGGAAACCAACAGCAGUUGGAUCAUUCCCUCCAAGUGAUGGAUAAACUAGACGAAGCAUCCGACGCUCUCAAGCAGAAAUUGUACGAGAAAGUUAAAGUUGCCCUGGAGUCAGGUACUGAAUUAGUUUCCAAGCGUGUUAAAGGCAUUAAGCUAGCUGACGAGAGCGAAUAUGGAUGGGUGACCGUUAACGAAUAUUUGUCUGAUGAACUCGCCUCUGACUUCGACGACGAGAAGAGAAUUUACCGGGCCGAGAGGAGAGCCGGGAGAAAAACAAAUAAAGAGAAGCGUCGUCGUGUCCGUUCUGACGAGAAAGGAAGCGGUUCCUCCUCUGUAAUCCGCGCGGCUUCUUCGUCGAGAUUCUCGUCUAAGGAUUUGGCCUCUUGUUCGGAAGCUAGACCAGCUCGUCGUUUGGGGCCUUGUUUUCAGAUAAGUAGCCCACUCUUUCUCGUUAUACUGGCUUUGUUUUUACCUCGUCGAUUAUGGCGUUACACUCAGGCCAUAAUCAAAUAUUUUCCAUGAAUUGCUGUUUUGCUGUAUGUCGUUCUAUAGACUAGGUUAGUGCAGAAUAUCGAAAUAUCUGUGGUACGUCGUUUAGCAGAUAUUUGUUUUCUGCACGUUCUGUAUUUGGC